AUGUUUGCAGAAACAAGCAGAAAAGAUGUUAAAUCAUCGUCAUCUCGAUUUGAUCCACUCGAAAUAGGUUCGACCGUUAGAGUAUCGAUACCAGAUGUAGAUCGUGCUCGCGGAGCUCCGCGUAAUUUAUUAGCAGUCGUUUUAGAUGUCGAAAAUGAUCUUUACAAAUUAGGUACUGAACAUGGACACCUAAAACAUAAAUACACAAGAUCUGAGCUAGUACCUUGUAAAGAAAAACUUCUCGACAUACUUAAGUUCAUCAAAGAAAAAGAGCUUACUCUUCGAGAGGCAGCAGGUUUGAGCAGUAUUUCAGGCACUCAAGGGUACCAACGAUGUCACUGCAAAACUAAAUGUAAAAAUAAUAAAUGUGCUUGUCGUUCUUCAGGCAAACUUUGUAAUUCAAAAUGCCAUGGAUCAUUACCAUGUGAAAAUAAGUAG
Acyrthosiphon pisum (pea aphid) is the source of this 438-nucleotide messenger RNA. RefSeq lists its product as uncharacterized. Bases 1 to 438 code for a protein of 145 amino acids. The record is from RefSeq and is a predicted model, not a curated record. NCBI's taxonomy places the organism in Eukaryota, Metazoa, Arthropoda, Insecta, Hemiptera, Aphididae. The transcript has 2 exons.